Messenger RNA from Vanderwaltozyma polyspora DSM 70294, 1977 nucleotides. It is a transcript of the gene ESBP6, whose product is annotated as Esbp6p. The coding region runs from base 1 to 1977 and encodes 658 amino acids. The record is from RefSeq and is a predicted model, not a curated record. Gene Ontology annotation, biological process: transmembrane transport. Gene Ontology annotation, molecular function: transmembrane transporter activity. Lineage: Eukaryota; Fungi; Ascomycota; Saccharomycetes; Saccharomycetales; Saccharomycetaceae. The transcript has a single exon.
AUGUCGGAAACUAAUAGUAGUCAAGAUCAGGUAAGUUCUAUAGUCAGUUCUGUAAUUUCUUCUAUAGAUCAAGAGAAUGCAAUUGGAAUUCAUGAGAAAACUUUGAAUUCAGAAGAUUCAAAUCAUAUUUUAGCUCCACAAUCCCGCCUAUCACUUGGCCUUUCAAGAACAGCAUCGCAUAUAGAAAGGACUAUUAGCAACGCUGUACAUGGUAUAUUAGUGAAAGGAGGGCCAAGUGAAGACACUGGUGCAAUUGAUGAUAAUACUGCCAAUGAAUAUUUGAUAUCACAAUUUAAUGUGGGGGAUGCAUUUCGUCUAAUCGAUAGUCGAAACGCAGCGUCACAAUUACCUUCACAUAGCGAUGAAGAAUCAAAUAUAUAUGAGCCAUCUAUAACUAGUUAUAGAACAAAAUUAAAUCACGAUGAUCAAAGUUCGAGUUUCGAUAAUGGUAUUACUCGUAGAAUAACCGAAAACCAGGACUAUGAUGGUGAUGAUGAUGAUGGUGUGUCAAUAGUUCAGAAAGUCUUCACAAACCACUCAACUGGUAAAGUAGAGUUGCCUCCAGAUGGUGGUUAUGGUUGGGUUUCAGUAUUCUGUGUUACAUUAAUUAUGUUUUCGACUUGGGGCUGUAACUCAAGUUUUGGUAUAUUUUUAUCCUUUUAUUUAUCAAAUGGUACAUUCCCAAAUGCCACAAGGUAUGAUUAUGCUUUAAUUGGUGGUUUGACAGUCUUUCUUGCUCAAUUAUUAAGUCCCUUUGUAAUGAUAUUAAUGAGAACUAUUGGAUAUAAAGUUACAAUGCUAUUUGGUACUGCUCUGAUGUUUUCAGGUUUUCUCCUAGCAUCUUAUGCUACCAAAUUAUGGCAUCUAUAUAUUACACAGGGCUUUCUAAUUGGUGUAUCAAUUUGUUUGAUAUUUAUUCCUGCUACCACAGUCAUCCCAGGUUGGUUUUUAAAGAGAAGAGCUGUCGCUAUGGGGUUUUCAUUAAUGGGUACAGGUUUAGGAGGUGUUGUGUAUGGUUUGGCAACUAAUAAAUUGAUCCAAGAUACUGGCGGAACAGAAUGGGCAUUGAGAUUCUUGGCUAUUUCCACAACUUCGACUGUUCUUCUAGCUAUUUCAUUGAUCAAACAACGUAACCCUCAAAAGGCUAUUGGUAUAAGAUCAUGGAAGAAAAUUCAGAAUGAAUUUAAAACUAUGUUUUCCUUGCGUGUCAUUAAGAAACCAUUUGUUCCUUUGGUAUCAAUUUGGUUUACUGCUGCUAUUUUCGGAUAUAAUUUAAUGGUUUUCACAUUAGCGUCUUACGCAGUUGCAAGAGGUUUAUCACAACACGAUGGUUCCACAUUGACAGCCAUUUUGAACGGUAGUCAAACAGUGGGUAGGCCUGUUAUAGGUCUACUUGGUGACAGAUUCGGUAGGAUGAAUAUAACUAUUAUUUUAAAUAUCUUUCUAAUAAUAUUUAUGUUCGGCUUUUGGAUUCCAGCACAUACUUUCCUUCAAUUGAUAUUCUUUUCCAUUUGUCUAGGAUCCUGUGUUGGUGUUGCUAAUGUUAUGAAUACUGUUUUGAUUGCAGAUAUGACUGCUCCUGCAGAUUUCUUACCUGCUUGGGCAUUUGUCAAUUACUCUGGAUCAGGUUUCUUCUUGGUCGUCGAAGUUAUAGCUCAAGCUCUAGUUAUUAAAGGUAGCAAUCCAUAUAUCCAUACCCAAAUAUUUGCAGGUUUCUGCUUUGUAUUGGCACUGCUUGUUAUGUUCAUACUACGAGAAUACGGGGUACGGAAGAACUUAAAUGAGAAGUAUAAAUAUUCCAAAAAAAUGGACUCUGAUUUAGAUUUAAAAGAAGAAUCUGACACUAAAUCUGGUAAGGUUGAUUCAGAAACUGUAAUUUCUGCAACUACUAGACCCACCCUUGAAAAAGAAGAAAGACUACUAGAGCCUAGUAUCAAGAAUUACUUCCUCAGAGCCAUAUACCCUAUUAAAGUUUAA